Messenger RNA from Beauveria bassiana ARSEF 2860, 1599 nucleotides. Its product is annotated as hexokinase-like protein. The transcript has 3 exons. Gene Ontology annotation, molecular function: fructokinase activity; glucokinase activity; mannokinase activity. Lineage: Eukaryota; Fungi; Ascomycota; Sordariomycetes; Hypocreales; Cordycipitaceae. Gene Ontology annotation, biological process: glycolytic process; intracellular glucose homeostasis; glucose 6-phosphate metabolic process. The coding region runs from base 1 to 1599 and encodes 532 amino acids. The record is from RefSeq and is a predicted model, not a curated record. Gene Ontology annotation, cellular component: mitochondrion; cytosol.
AUGACGACUUUUAGGAAAGCUUUGUUUGCCGCCCUCGUCAAGAGUUUGCUGCGUGGCAAGUCUCUGAUCCAGGCCAUCAUCGCCUACUGUAUGCAUCCCUCGGGUCCUAAGCACCAUGCCGCUUCCCAAAAGAGCCUCGACGACUUCCUCAAGGACGCCGAAACUGCUCUGCUCGGUCCUGUUAGCGGCGAUGGUCUGGCCAAGCUAUCACUCAACCUACGCAAGCAGUUCUUUGACGGCUUUCAAACAGAAUUGGAAUGCAUGCUGCCUUCCUACAGCCACCAGUUACCUACUGGCUUCGAACAUGGCCAAUAUCUUGCCCUCGAUGUCGGUGGCUCUACCCUCCGAGUCGCUCUGGUAAAGCUACCAGGUCGCUCUGCAGAUACCAACAACGAAGGUGACAUUGUCAGCAUGCAAACCUUCAAAAUCACCAGAGACAUCAAGAAUCUCGAGGGUAUGGCCUUUUUCAACUGGAUGGCUGCCAGAAUUAAGGAAACUCUAUCAUCAAGUCUGAAGCAGAACAGUACCUCGACAACACCCAUCCCUGUGGCUCUCGCUUGGAGUUUCCCCAUCGAACAAACCUCGCUAGGUGGCGGAAAGUUUGGAAGAAUGGGCAAAGGAUUCCUCGCCGACGUUGGUCUUCUGGGACAAGAUUUAGGUGACAUAAUCAAAAAGGCAAGCGAGAACGAGGGGCUCAACGUCGAGCUCCAGGCGAUCGUCAACGACUCGAGCGCAUGCUUACUCUCGCGCGCCUACUCGCACCCGUCAACUCGAUUCGGUCUCAUCCUCGGCACGGGCGUCAACAUUGCUGCCUACAUGCCCGUCUCUUCCAUGGGCCGUGCCAAGUUUGGCGUCCGUCCUUCCGGCUGGUUUCAAGAGGCUAGCCAUGUUAUUGUCAACACCGAACUCGGCAUGUUUGGCACCGGCAUCCUUCCCUUAACCCGAUGGGACAAGCUUCUUCUCAAGGACCAUCCUAGACCCGAGUUUCAGCCUCUCGAAUACUUGGUCAGCGGCAUGUAUCUUGGCGAGAUUGUCCGCAUAGCCAUUGUUGAGGCCGUUGCGUCAGCGGGUCUUUUCGGAGGCAUUCUUCCCGAGUCACUCACCACAAACUACACACUGGGGACCGACACUGUUUCCAUAGUUGCGAGUGAUUCGACUUCAGAACUCACCGAAGCCAUUCGAAUCUUUUCUGAACGUCACCCCUCCAUCCAUGUUCCCACCACCACUGACAUGGCUGCCAUAAAGUCACUCGCCUCAUUCGUUGCUGUGCGUUCCAGCGCGCUAGUUGCCACGUGUCUUUACACUCUCUGGGAUGCCCGUCUCGAGGCUGAGAGAGAUUUUGCUCAGACGCUGCCCAAGGAUUCACCUUUGCGCAAGCGAGUCGAGGACGAUAUCGAGCUGGAGAAGACGACCGUCUCCUUCAACGGCAGCGUCAUUGAAAACUUUCCCGGCUAUCUCGAGAGCUGCCAGCGCCAUGUCAAUGAGCUGCUGCAGAGCAAGGGAUACGCCAAACCCCGUAGCAUCGAGCUUGUUCUUGCCAAGGAGAGCUCGCUCAUUGGAGCCGCCGUUACCCUCGCAUGCAUCAACCCGGAGGCAUAA